AUGUCCUCAGAACAUGACCAGAAGAUGAGCUGUCCUCAGACCACGUUAGAAGAAAAAGACUGUGCUCCCCCAGAGGAACUGGAGUGUAAAAUCUGUUACCAGCGCUACAAUGCACACAACCGGAAGCCUAAGAUCCUGGAUUGCCUACAUCGGGUCUGCGCCCGCUGCCUCAUCAAGAUCCUGGACAUUGCUGACAGAGCGGGCUGCAUUCCCUGCCCCUUUUGCCGACACCAAACUGAAAUCACAGAGUACCACAUCUCUGCCCUGCCCGACGACGUUAACAUCAUGUCCCACCUGGCAUUGCAGGACAAGUCCGGUAGCUCUGACCAGAACGGGGAGGUGGUCCUGACUCCAAAGGGUUUUUCCUCCACCAGCCCGUCGUGUGACUCCUCCAACUGUCUAGUCAUCACUAUAAUGGAGGUUCAAAGGGACCCACAGCGAUCUCCGAGCCGUAAUGGCAGCUCUGACAUCUAUGCUGAGCAGAGCCUGGACUCCAUGUCGAUAGGAUCUAAUGGGCCUGCUGAUCAUGAUGCCUUGCCCAAGUUCUGUAAUCAUGUCCCACGCAUUUUGGUCUGGCUGCUGGGUUUCUUGUAUUUUGGUUCGCUGCCUCUAGGAAUCUAUUUGCUAGUGAUCCAGAGAGUGACUCUAGGAAUUGUAUGUGUUAGUUUAGUGCCAUCAAGCCUGACAGUUUGCUUAGUUUACGGGUUUUGCCAGUGCCUGUGCCAGGGUAUGUGUGACUGCUUCGCUAGGGGCUGAUGGGAUGAUAAUUGGUUGUUCCAGCGAUAAGGAAAGAGUCAACUUCAGAAAACAUGGGACAUGGUGUGUUCUGUGGAUAGAUAAGAAGCCUUGAGUUGAGAAUACCAUCCUCCUCUGCCCUGGCUUAAUAACAAGUCCAGCUGCAGCUCUCGUUAUACAAAUAAAGGGCCAGUAAGAUGGAACAAGACUAUCUUGAGUUAUGUGCUGUGUUUUUUAAUGC
Nematolebias whitei (Rio pearlfish) is the source of this 976-nucleotide messenger RNA. RefSeq lists its product as uncharacterized. The coding region runs from base 1 to 756 and encodes 251 amino acids. The record is from RefSeq and is a predicted model, not a curated record. The transcript has a single exon. Lineage: Eukaryota; Metazoa; Chordata; Actinopteri; Cyprinodontiformes; Rivulidae.